Molecule: messenger RNA, 4924 nt
Organism: Cololabis saira (Pacific saury)
Lineage: Eukaryota; Metazoa; Chordata; Actinopteri; Beloniformes; Belonidae
Gene: myom3
Product: myomesin 3
Exons: 37
Coding region: 189-4472 (1427 amino acids)
Molecular function (GO): protein binding
Source: RefSeq, a predicted model, not a curated record
AGUGAGAUGAACGUAGACGGACAGUGAGCGGUAAUAAGGAGUUGUGAAACCUGAACAAGGUCUUCAAGGUGAAAGAGAGAGAGAGAUUAGAGAGAGAGAAGAAAGUGUGAUAUAUCCUGCCUACCGAUCUUUGACACCUAGAGGACUUCAGCUGUUCUUUUUAAGUGUGCUGGUUGAGGUAGGUUACCAUGGAAACCAGGAUGGUGAUGACGCGAGAGCAGGAGGAAGAGUCCUCCAAGAUGUCUCAAAGCAUGCAGCUGUCCUCCCAGAUCAAAAAGAAGACCUUCACUUCAAGUGAUGAAGAAGCGUCCUACUCUGAUUUCUAUCCCAUCAUCCCUGCUGAUGUGAUGUCCGUCAAAGAGAUUUUCAACGAGAAGAGCAUUCCUCGUCACAGGACAUGGGAAAUCCUGCAGGAAACCAUGUCAGCUGAGGAAGAGCAUACCCGAGAGAAAUGGACAAUGUUUGGGAAUGAGGCUGAGACGGUGGAAGAAGAUGUAAUCAGGAAUCAACAAGUGUUACGCACUCGCAUUGACACAAUGGCUGUUCGCAGACAGGCAGAAAAGAAAAAAUAUUCCCACAUGAAGUACCUGGAGCAACUGAGUCGGAAGGUCCCAGACUUCCCAGUCCCCCUGAGAGCUCACACAGUCUGGGAGGGAAUGACGGUGAAACUCUCCUGCACGGUCCAGGGCUGUCCACCCCCUAAAGUAACAUGGUACAAGGAUGGUCAACCACUGAUGAUGUCUCACCAACCAUGGAAUUACACCCUCAAACAACAGUUUGGUAUCAACACACUGGAGAUCAGAAGGUGUUCUCCAGGUGAUGCUGGCGAGUAUAAAGUGAUUGCCAAGAGUGUCCUGGGUGAAGCUACGACGUUUGGAACCCUAGUGGUGAACUCAUAUCAAGGAGCUGUGGCUGGUUCAGAGCGCGUGGAGACUGCCGCCCUGCAAGUGCAACAGGACGCCCAGUUUGAUGUGUCUUUCCCACCAACCUGGGUGAAGGAGGACAACAGCCUCACCCUGGAGUGUACCUUCACCUCCGCUCUGCUGCCCUUCCAGCAGGAUGUCAGCUGGUUCAGGGAUGGCAUACGCCUUCAUCAGUCUAGCAAUGUGGACAUUAAAACCUUCGACAACAAGGCUUCCAUCACUGUCAGGGCUGCACAAAAGGAGGAUGAGGGUGUUUACACAGCCAGGCUGAGGACAUGGGACGGCAUCCAGGAACACGAAACUUUUGUCUACAUCAAAGAUGCGUCAGCCGCGGUGCGUGGAGGUCCUGCGUCUCCUCUGGCGGUGCAGGUGUCUGAUGUCAACAAGGACUACGUGUUCCUAACUUGGCAGCCGCCCAGCGCCGAUGGAGCUUCACCUGUGGAGGGUUAUUAUGUUGAAAGAUGUGACCUGGGUCAGGGUGAGUGGGUGCGCUGCAAUGAGCAUAUUCAGAAAAUGUGCCACUUCCCGGUGUUUGGGCUGAAGGAGGGAACUAUGUACCAGUUCAGAGUUUGUGCUGCAAACAAAGCCGGAGUGGGACGCCCAUCCAAAGCCACAGGGCCCGUCCUGACUGCAGACCCUCUGGAACACACCAGGACAAUGGUGGUAAAAGUGGACAGAGGAAGGACCAUCACCAUUACAAAAGAUGAGCUGGAAGGGCGGGUCAAAGCUCCUUUCCCUCCCACCAACGUCCACGCCUGCGAGGUGAGCGACACCUACGUGGUGCUGAGCUGGACCGAGCCUGAACCCAGAGGCAGGGAGCCGCUGACCUUCUAUGUGGAGCAGUCCCUGGACGGGAAGAACAGCUGGGGUCUGGCGAGUCUGGAUGUGGCGGUGAGCUCUCCCAGGUUCCCGGUGUUUGACCUGGUCAAGGAGAGGAAGUACCGCUUCAGAGUCCGCUCCGUCAACAAAUACGGCGUCAGCGACGCCUCCGAGCCCAGCGCACCCAUCUCCCUCGGAAAGCCACAAGCCACACCAGCUCCACCUCGCUCUGUGAUGCCGGUCGCAGACACGGACACGUCGGUGCUGCUGCAGUGGCAGGAACCAGAGGACAAAGACGGCAUCCUGGGAUAUUACCUGUACCGCAGCGAAGCUGGAAAACAGGACUGGGAGACGGUUAACAAUAAGCCCAUUGUAAAUAACAGGUUUACGGUUCAUGGCCUGAAGACUCGGGGGGAGUAUAUUUUCAGAGUGAAGUCUGUGAGCCGAGCGGGAAACAGCAAAUAUUCAGACGAGAGUCGCCCCAUCAGGGUCAAAUCGGCCAUUACUGUGCCCUCAGCUCCCUCUGGCAUCAGUCUUCUGCUGUGCACUGGCUCAGAGAUGGUGUUGGGCUGGAGGGCCCCUUCCUGCAACGGCGGAGACCCCGUGCACGGCUACUACCUGGACCAGAGGGAGAAGAGCACGGAGACGUGGAAAGAGGUCAACGCCAAAGCUGUCAAACAGAGACAGCUGAAGGUUUGCAGCUUGACAAGCGGACACUUCUACCAGUUCCGUGUAUUUGCCACCAACGUGGCCGGCGUUGGGAAAGCGUCGGACGCGAGCGAAGCCUUCCUGUGUGAAGAGUGGACAAUGCCAGAACCAGGUUGCCCCUACGACCUGGAGUUCAGGGAGGUGAGAAGUGACUCCCUGGUGCUGUUGUGGGCAACUCCGCUGUACGAGGGUCAAAGCCCCAUCACCGGUUACCUGCUGGAAAUCAGCCAGGAGGACCAGUCAGACAUCUGGACAGCUUUGACUGAAGAGCCCGUCUCUGAUACGCAUUACAAGGUGAUGGGUCUGCAGGCGGGUCAGAAGUACCGUCUGCGUGUGUCGGCUGUUAAUGAGGCGGGAGUGGGUCGUGCUUCUCUGCCGUCUGAGCCAGUCACAGUUCUGACUCAACCAGGCACCAAAGACAUUGAGAUUGGUGUGGAUGAUGACGGGUUUAUAUUUCUGGGCUAUGAAUCCACUGAGAUGGACGGCAAGAGCGAGUACCUCUGGAGCAGAAACUACAAAGAACCCAUCGAUGCAGGGAGGAUGAAAGCACAAACCAAGGCCGGUCGAUCAGUUCUCACCUUCACAGACCCAUCUGUGGAGGAUCUGGGUCUCUACACGGUGGAGAUGAGCGAUAGCCCGGACCUGUCAUCCAGCUACAAUUUCACCGCUGAAGACCUUGAACGUCUCAAAGAACUCAGCUGGCAUGUCAGAAAUCCCCUGAUAGCACUGAAGUCAGGCUGGCAGGUGGAGGUUUCUGAGAAAGGCGCCGUACGUGUUUGGCUUCAGACGGAGAGUCUGAGUAACGCCGCAGAGCUGUGUCUGAUCUGCAACGACAGAGAGAUCUCCAGCACUGCGCACCGCAAGAUCAACUUUGAAAAGGCCAAAGGUCUGGUGGAGAUGCUGUUUGAUCAGCUUUCUCCAGAGGACGAGGGCUCGUACACGGCCCAGCUGAGAGACGGCCGCGCCAAAAACCAGUUCACUUUGGUCUUUGUGGAUAAAAAGUUUCGUGAGACGUUGGCACUGGCUGAUGCAAAUCGACGGGACAGUCAGAGGAAGGCCGGACCUUAUUUCCAGGAAUUCUUUACGUGGAGUGUGAAUAAGGAUUGUGAAUUGACCAUAAAGUGCAAGGUGACAAACACCAACAAGGAGACGUCUUUCAAGUGGUUUAAGGACGACGUGGAAAUGACUGGGGUCAUUUAUGAUCAGUCAUCGGGGGUCAGCUCGUUCACCAUCCAGCAGGUUACAAGGAAAGAGGCUGGUUUAUACAGAGCUGUGGUGUCUGAUAAGAGAGGAGAGGAUGUCAGCACCUUGGACUUAGUGGACGCUGAGUUUGAAAAGCUCCUCCAGCAUCUAAGCAAACAGUGUGCUCUGUCAGCGAGUGAUCUGAAGGUCCACAGCACCACUGAAGGUUUCAAGCUCUACUGCUCCUUCAAAUACUACAAUAGCUUCCUGAAGACCAGCUGGCAUUUCAACGAAAAGCGGAUUGACCUGGAGGCCAGGGCAAAGCCCGGCAGCAGCUUGCAGGCAGUCUGGAUCGAAAUCCUAAACCCGACAGAGAACGAUAAAGGCAAAUAUUUCUUGGAGAUGUUUGAUGGCCAAGAGACACACAAACGGUUUCUUGAUCUGUCUGGAAAAGCUUUUGCAGACGUCUUGCUGGAACACCAAAGGUUGAAGCAACUGGCCAUUGCUGAGAAAAACCGCGCCAAAGUGACAAAGGGUCUUCCUGAUGUUGUAGCCAUCUUGGAGGGCAAGUCUCUGUGCCUGUCGUGCUUCAUCGAGGGUGAACCGGCCCCAGAGAUCUUCUGGCUCCGUAACGACAGGGAGAUCCUCGAUCUGACUCAGUUCACCAUCAGUAAAGAGCCCAAGCACAGCUGCAUCACCAUCAACAAGGUCCAAAUGGAAGAUUCUGGAAAGUACAGCAUCUUUGUGAGGAAUCAGUAUGGGUCUGAAACGGUGGACGUGACCGUGAGCGUGUACAAGGCGGGAGAGAAGCCUCCACCUAAUGCAGUGGAAAUGAGUUAAGACUGCAAAUUCAGUCGCCGCUUUCUGCUGGAAGUUCCCGCUUAGAUAUGCAUAGAUUUGACCACGUAGGGACUUUCUUCACCAAAGUUGGGCUUUUUAUCUUUUAAAAUGAGAAGUGACACGAUUUCCCUCCUACAGUAACUACAUUACUGUUGAUGUGCUGGAGGAGGAAAGUUCAGUUUAGUAUUAGUUACGUAAUGAACCGUAACCAAAUUAAUUGGCCAAGUAAAACCAAAUAGAGAUAUCCUUUUAUCUCUGACAUUAAAUAUUAGUUUGAUUAAAUCCUACUGCUGCACUUACUCUUAGCAUAUAUGCAAUUAAUGGAUGCAUUGUUCCGCUAUUAUGAUGUAACUGCAAGUGCUUGUGUGUUAUAUCACCAAAGCUGCAACUCCAUCUAGUGAGCUUUCAGUGUUGUGCAUGUGUGUGCUCAAUAAAGCAACUUCCAAUUAUUG